Otolemur garnettii (small-eared galago) is the source of this 1764-nucleotide messenger RNA. It is a transcript of the gene CLN3, whose product is annotated as CLN3, battenin. The transcript is spliced from 15 exons. Gene Ontology annotation, biological process: lysosomal lumen acidification; lysosome organization. Gene Ontology annotation, cellular component: lysosome; membrane. The record is from RefSeq and is a predicted model, not a curated record. The coding region runs from base 202 to 1518 and encodes 438 amino acids. Lineage: Eukaryota; Metazoa; Chordata; Mammalia; Primates; Galagidae.
GGGAGGGGGUGCGAUGGCUCGAGAGGGAACUUGGGGCUCGCCUAAAGGAUCGGCGGGCGCGAGUGCGGCAGAAAAGCCGGAGCUGGGACCGGCAAUGGGGCGUUGAUCCUUCUCACGUGUCACAGACCCUCAUCAGUCCCGUUGAAGCCAACUUUGAACACUCUGUAACUUUGGACCCUAGGGGAACCUGAACUGGAUGCCAUGGAAGGACGUGCCGGCUCGCGGAAGCGCCUUUUGGAUUCCGAGGGGGAGGAGACCGCCCCGGAGCCCCAGACCCCUCUGUUAGACCGUCAAGGCUCCCAUUGGAAGAACGCGGUGGGCUUCUGGCUGCUGGGCCUUUGCAACAACUUCUCUUAUGUGGUGAUGCUAAGUGCUGCCCAUGACAUCCUUAGCCAGGAAAGGGCCCCUGGGAAUCAGAGCCACGUGCACCCAAGCCCAGCACCCAUUCCCCACAAUAGCUCAUCUCGGUUUGACUGCAACCCUGUCUCCACAGCUGCGGUGCUCCUGGCAGACAUCCUUCCCACCUUCAUCAUCAAAUUAGUGGCUCCUCUUGGCCUUCAUCUGCUGCCUUACAGCCCUCGAGUUCUCGUGAGUGGGCUUUCUGCUGCCGGGAGCUUCAUCCUGGUUGCUUUUUCUCAUUCAGUGGGGACCAGCUUGUGUGGUGUAGUCUUGGCUAGCAUCUCCUCAGGCCUGGGGGAGGUCACCUUCCUCUCACUUACCGCCUUCUAUCCCAGGGCAGUGAUCUCCUGGUGGUCGUCGGGUACUGGGGGCGCAGGGCUGCUGGGGGCACUGUCCUAUCUGGGCCUCACGGAGGUUGGCCUCUCCCCCCAACACACCCUGCUGUCCAUGCUGGGUAUUCCCAUCCUGCUGCUGGCCAGCUAUUUCUUACUGCUCACAUCUCCUGAGCCCCAGGACCCUGGAGGGCAAGAAGAGGCAGAGACAGCAGCUCGGCAGCCCCUGAUAGGCACCGAGGCCCCAGAGUUGAAGACAGGCUCCAGCUCAGGCCUCUCCCUUCAGGAAAGGUGGACUGUGUUCAAGAGCCUGCUGAAAUACGUCGUCCCCUUGGUCCUGGUUUACUUUGCUGAAUAUUUCAUCAACCAGGGACUUUUCGAGCUCCUCUUUUUCCGGAACAUAUCCCUGAGUCACGCUCAGCAGUACCGCUGGUACCAGAUGCUGUACCAGGCUGGUGUCUUUGUCUCCCGCUCUUCUCUCUCCUGCUGUCGCAUCCCUUACGUCUGGGCCCUGGCAGUGCUGCAGUGCCUCAACCUGGCCUUCCUGCUGGCGGAUAUGUGGUUCAGCUUUCUACCGAGCAUCUACCUCGUUUUCCUGAUCAUUCUGUUUGAGGGGCUCCUAGGGGGUGCAGCCUACGUGAACACCUUCCACAACAUUGCCCUGGAGACCAGUGAUGAGCACCGGGAAUUUGCCAUGGAAGCUGCCUGUAUCUCCGACACCUUGGGGAUCUCCCUGUCGGGGCUCUUGGCCUUGCCUCUACACAACUUCCUCUGCCAUCUCUCUUGAUACUCUGGCUCCUCAGGGUGCAGGAAAUGCUGGCCUGUGGGCAGGUGGGCAGGUCAGACACCCAGUUCCACCCACAGCCCAUCUGUGAGCUCUGCUCCCAGCUUUCCCUGCAGACUGGGGGUGGGGCAGUACUAAGACCUGAUUCCCGUAAGCAGGGGCAGCCAUUAUCUCCCACUCCCAAGCUGGUCUCGGGGAGUUUCUUCCUGGCAUCAUGCCCACUGAGUAAAUGCCUAUUUUAUCAAUUGA